Molecule: messenger RNA, 3666 nt
Organism: Elaeis guineensis (African oil palm)
Lineage: Eukaryota; Viridiplantae; Streptophyta; Magnoliopsida; Arecales; Arecaceae
Source: RefSeq, a predicted model, not a curated record
UCAAUUGGAGCCAGCGUGACGCAAAGAUUCCUUCUCCCACUCUCUUUUCCACUGCAGAUGGUACUUAGCUGUUGGCUGAGAUGACGCCAAUUCCACCCCCGAUGGCGAUCGAUCGAGAUGUCGACGCCGAGCGAGGUUGGAGAAAUGGGGAAAGGGGCUACAGAAGGAGGGAGGUCGCCUCGGGGCCUAGGUUCGUGGUCGAGGGACCACAUCGGCGCCGUAAAACCCCGUGAUCUUUUUGGAUCCGUUUGACAGAUAUCCCUCCUUUUUUUCCUUUAUUAUUAUUAUUCUUUUUUUUGUUUUUUUUCGUUUUGGGAGAUGAGAAUGCCCCCUUUCCUUCCAUUCUUUCGUUCACGGGAGGAAAUCCGCACCGCACUGGCCUUAUCCUUUCGUGACCGCGAUAAAAAACCCGCGUCGCAAUCAAUCCACUUCUUCCACAUUGUUGGUAUGUUGGCUGUUUUUGUAGUUGGAGCUGGAUUCCACAUCUUACACCCUAUUGGUAUGUUUGAUGUUGUUGUACUUGGAGCUGGAUUCCUUUGAAGGCUGGUCACUGGGUAGAGAAACUGUCCAUUUGCUUGCAAAAAGAUUGCAUCAUUUUGUGCUCGUCUGGCGUUAAAUCUCGGCCUCUCUCAAUUCUAUGUUUUCUCAUUCUCCUUCUGUGUAUAUCCGAUCGUUCGUCUUCUAGCGGGGCGUUCUUACUUGAACAAUAGAAGGAAAAUGGGAUGUGGGUUGUUGCUUGGUUUCUUAUUCCUAGCAUCCACGCUGUCGGGCCAGGUCUCUGCAAAGGAAUGUACAAACACUCCUACUCAGCUAUCGUCGCACACUGUUCGUGCUCAGCUUAUGUCUACCAAUAAUGAAACAUGGAAGGACGAGAUGCUCUCUCAUUACCACUUGACUCCAACUGAUGAGUCCGCAUGGAUGGACUUGCGCCCUCGAAAGCUUCUGAACUCUAAAGCUCCGCUCGAGGAGCUUGAUUGGUUGAUGUUAUAUCGGAGCAUGAAGGGUUCGGGAGGGGUCGAUGCGUGGCAGAAAGGAGGAGAUUUCCUCGGUGAAGUCUCACUCCAUGAUGUCCGCCUGGAUCCGGAUUCCAUGUAUGGGCAAGCACAGCAGACAAAUUUGGAGUACUUGUUGAUGCUGGACGUGGAUCGGUUGGUUUGGAACUUUCGAAAUCAGGCUGGUCUAUCUGCUCCUGGUAAACCGUAUGGAGGGUGGGAGGGGGCAGAUGUUCAGCUUAGAGGGCAUUUUGUGGGGCAUUACAUGAGUGCGUCUGCUAUGAUGUGGGCUAGUACACACAAUGAUACUCUCUAUGAGAAAAUGUCAGCAGUUGUUGAUGUACUUGAUGCUUGCCAGAAGAAAAUGGGAACAGGAUAUCUUUCUGCUUUUCCUCCCAGUUUUUUUGACCUCUUUGAAGCUAUAAAAUAUGUCUGGGCUCCAUAUUACACUAUACACAAGAUCAUGGCGGGUCUUCUUGAUCAAUAUUCAUUGGCUGGGAACAAUAAAGCAUUACAAAUGGUGGUUUGGAUGGCUGAAUACUUUGGGAACCGUGUGAAAAAUGUCAUAUUGAAAUAUACUAUAGAGAGACAUUGGUUAUCUCUAAAUGAAGAAACUGGUGGAAUGAAUGAUGUUCUUUAUAGAUUAUACAGCAUAACGAAUGAUCAGAAGCAUUUGAUAUUGGCUCAUCUUUUUGACAAACCAUGUUUUCUCGGUUUGCUUGCUCUGCAGGAUGAUAGCCUUUCUGGCUUCCAUGCCAAUACACAUAUCCCAGUUGUUAUAGGAGCACAGAUGCGAUAUGAAAUCACCGGUGAUGCUCUUUACAAGGAAAUUGGAACAUUCUUUAUGGAUAUUGUGAAUUCUUCCCACAGCUAUGCAACAGGAGGAACUUCUGUCAGUGAAUUCUGGUCUAAUCCAAAACGAUUAGCAGAUGCUCUAAGUAGAGAAACUGAAGAGUCAUGUACAACAUACAACAUGCUUAAGGUUUCUCGCAACUUAUUUAGAUGGACGAAGGAAAUGAUUUAUGCUGAUUAUUAUGAAAGAGCCCUGAUGAAUGGUGUGUUAAGCAUUCAAAGAGGCAGGGAGCCUGGAAUAAUGAUCUAUAUGCUACCACAGGGGCCUGGGAUGUCAAAGGCACGGAGCUAUCAUGGAUGGGGAACUAAGUUUGAUUCAUUUUGGUGUUGUUAUGGAACAGGAAUAGAAUCAUUCUCAAAGCUUGGAAAUUCUAUUUACUUUGAGGAGAAGGGAAGUACACCUGGACUCUAUAUCAUACAAUAUAUACCAAGUUCUUUUAAUUGGAAAUUCGGAGGGAUUGCACUCCAUCAAAAAAUAAACCCUGUUAGCUCACAGGACCCAUACCUUCAGGUGACAUUGACCGUUUCUGCAAAUGAGUCAAUUAGUCAGUCUUCAACCCUGAACCUGCGGAUACCUUCUUGGACAUCUUUAGAUGGUGCAAGAGCAACAUCAAAUGGUCAAGAUAUGCAACUACCAAAUCCAGGAAAUUUCUUCAGUGUCACCAGAAAGUGGGCUUCAAAUGACAACUUGGAUCUUCGGUUCCCCAUCACUUUAAGAACAGAAGCCAUAAAAGAUGAUCGACCUGAAUAUGGGUCCAUCCAGGCAAUCCUUUUCGGUCCGUACCUUCUUGCAGGUCUGACUGAUGGGGAUUGGGACAUUAAGACUGGAAAUUCCACCUCCCUUUCAGAUUGGAUCACUGCAGUUCCAACUUCAUAUACUUCUCAGCUGACAUCACUCACCCAGCAAUUCAACAACAUGAGCAUGGUCAUCUCUAACUCAAAUGGUUCUCUCACGAUGGUGGACUGGCCUGAAGAUGGAACUGAUGGUGCUGUUCAUGCAACAUUCCGAAUUUUUGCUCCAAACUCCACGAGCUCACGAGCCUCUGCCCAUAAGAUGGUUGCUGGAAGCUCUGUGAUGCUUGAGCCAUUUGAUCUUCCUGGGAUGGUGGUGCAACAGGGGCCAAAUGGUGGCCUGAUAAUCUCUGGUGCUACAGGAUCAGGAUCUUUAUUCCGCCUGGUUGCUGGAUUGGAUGGGAACCCACACACUGUAUCCUUAGAAUCAGUGAGCCAACAAGGCUGCUUUGUGUCCAGCGGAGCAGGUACCUCAACCAGGAGCAUUCAGCUCAUAUGCCAAGGGGUUUCAGUAUCAGAUGACAUAUCCUUCCGUCAGGCGGCAAGUUUCACUCCUGUUUCUGGAUUGAGGCAGUACCAUCCUGUUAGUUUUGUGGCCAAGGGUGCAAGAAGAAAUUUCCUCCUGGAGCCAUUGCUGAACUUGAGAGAUGAAACUUACACCAUCUAUUUCAACAUUGCAGCUUGAGGAUGCAUUUGUGCCCAGCUAAUUGUACCCUGAGUGUAUCACGAUGACCACCACAAAGCAUCACGUCUUGGUGAAGAUCAUAUACUAGAUCUUGGGUCAUCUGAAGAGUUUGGACCACCAAAACAAAAUGGUUCAAUAAUGCUAUGUGCUACGGAAAAGCCCUAUUCAUGGGAUAAUUCCAUUGGCUCUGAGCCGUAGAAUAAAAUGCCGGUCCUAACAAUAAAACCAUAUGUUCUGUAAUUUUAAUAAUUGUGAGUAAUGAAUAUUUGCACCUGUAAUCUCUUCCACAUUGGAGCUUGAUAGCAUCUUUCUCUGGCAAGUGCACAAAAGUAAUCUUUUCGACCA